Messenger RNA from Botrytis byssoidea, 1692 nucleotides. RefSeq lists its product as uncharacterized. The transcript is spliced from 8 exons. Gene Ontology annotation, molecular function: basic amino acid transmembrane transporter activity. Gene Ontology annotation, biological process: transmembrane transport; basic amino acid transport. Gene Ontology annotation, cellular component: fungal-type vacuole membrane. The coding region runs from base 1 to 1692 and encodes 563 amino acids. The record is from RefSeq and is a predicted model, not a curated record. Lineage: Eukaryota; Fungi; Ascomycota; Leotiomycetes; Helotiales; Sclerotiniaceae.
AUGGCAUUGCAUGAGAGAGAUACUGUUCCUAGAGAUGAUUCGAGUCAAGCUUCAUCCAAAGAUGCGGGUUCGAUAAAAUCGUACUCGGAAACAGAUUCAUUACUUUCACCAGUAACCGCUGCUUCAACUCCAAAUUACAAGUCGACUGCAACUUUUCCAGACGUAGAAUCUGCACAAAAUGACCAAGUCCAAGACGAAACCACGGGAAAAGUCACGAAGAGCGCUGCUAUUAUAAUAAGUCUUCUGCUUAUUGGUGUUUUUAUAUCAUAUGCAGAUGGCACGCUUGUUCUUGCAACAUAUGGUACCAUUGCUUCCGAAUUUCGGGCACUGGGUGAUGCCAGUUGGUUGACUACUAGCUAUUCUUUAGCGAUGUGUGCUGUCCAACCUCUUACAGGCAAGAUUAGUGAUAUAUACGGAAGGAAGCCAGUUCUCUUGAUAUCGUAUGGUUUCUUCGUGAUCGGAUGUGUUUUGACGGGGCUCUCACAAACAAUGUGGCAGACUGUGAUGGGUAGAGUAGUAGCUGGUAUUGGAGGUGCGGGUAUGAGUGUCAUGGUCUCUGUUCUGAUAGUGGAUCUUGUACCUCUCAUUCAUGUUGCUGCGUGGAGAAGUUAUGUCAAUGUCGUUGGGACGAUUGGAAGGAGUAUCGGUGGACCCUCAGGCGGGCUGCUAGCAGAUACAAUAGGGUGGCGUUGGUCGUUUAUCGGACAAGGACCUCUGAUGCUUUUCGCUAUUGCUCUACCCAUCCAAGCCAAAGAUGGGCCUUCAAAACUUCGACGAAUUGAUUUUGUUGGAGCAUUUUUGCUGACUGGAACCAUCGCCGCUUUUCUCGGCUCUCUCAGUCUUGGAGGACAAGCACUGCCUUGGUCGCAUCCUACAGUUCUUGGGUUGUUGUUGGGAUCUGUCGUGCUUGGUGCCAUAUUUGUGGGGUAUGAGGUCAAAGUCGCUGCGGAGCCUAUAUUUCCGCCAGCACUUGCUGUCCAACGUGAUGUAGCAACAUCUUAUGCUAUUAAUGCGUUGCAGCUCAGUGCACAAGUCGGCAUGAUGUAUUCAGUUCCACUCUAUUUUCGUGUAACGCAAGGCAGCUCUAAUACUACUGCUGGGCUUCAUCUCUUUCCGGCUGUGUUUGGUAAUACCACAGGAGGUCUCCUCGCAGGCUGGCUAAUUACUCGCACUGGUCAUUACAAAUACCUCCUGACCUUCUCUACUAUCUCAUCUGUUUUCUCUUACACUAUGCUUCCCACGACAUGGCAUAGCAAUCACCUUUCUCUCGCAGCGUCUCUCUCUAUAUUUCCAGGUGGUUUUGGUCUCGGAAUAACGGCUGCUUGCGCAUUUAUUGCCCUCACCGUUUCUGUUCAGAAGAGGGAAAUGGGUAUGGCAACUGCAGGUAUGUAUUUGAUGUCUAGUAUCGGUAUGGUUGUUGGAGUUGCCUUGUGUGCCGGAGUUCAAAACAGUUCUUUGGGAGAAGCACUUGCAGGGUUAGAAUUGGAUGCAACCAUAGUGAGGCAAGUGAUGGAAGAUGUAGGAAGCGUGAAAGACCUGCCGGGAGAUAUCAAGGUCCAGGUAAUAGAUGCCUAUGUGAAAAGUUUGGGAGCGAGUCACGCAGUGAGUGUGGGACUAUCAAGUUUGGCGUUUUUGUUAAGUUUGGUGGUUAGAGAGAGAAAGAUCAGAAAGAUGGAAAUCCGGAGAUGGUGA